Ruditapes philippinarum (Manila clam) is the source of this 1298-nucleotide messenger RNA. RefSeq names its product C-X-C chemokine receptor type 5-like. The record is from RefSeq and is a predicted model, not a curated record. Gene Ontology annotation, cellular component: plasma membrane. Gene Ontology annotation, molecular function: G protein-coupled receptor activity. Lineage: Eukaryota; Metazoa; Mollusca; Bivalvia; Venerida; Veneridae. The coding region runs from base 225 to 1298 and encodes 357 amino acids. The transcript has a single exon. Gene Ontology annotation, biological process: G protein-coupled receptor signaling pathway.
AAUCAUUUUAGCCGGUAUUUUGACAUGCGCUAUCGUGUCGUAAUUUGCAUAAUGAAAUUGAUCAUUUAGGUCUUAUUUCGGCACUUUUGCUAAAACCUUCGUCAACUUCUGUGCUCCUAUCACAAGAAGAUAACAAGCAAAGACUUUAAAAAAAUUGACAAUUACUGAUGUCCACUGACUUUUAACACAUGUGAUUAUAAUUGAGUGAAGAAACAUUAUAUAUCAUGGCGAAUGGAAGUCAAAAUAUUUUUUUUGACAAUGAGGAAUAUUUGAUGAUGGUGAAUGAAAGUAUAGGUAUAUAUAUUGAUAAUGAUGAAAAUUUAAUGACGGCAAAUGGAAGUACAAAUAUAUCUAUUGACAAUUAUGAAUAUUGGAGCUACGCUACAAACUUUGAAUUUCCGGAACCGUAUAAAACUAUACGGAAUUGUGUAAAUUGGGCAAUAAUUGGUUUGGUUUUACUAUCGCUUUUCGGAAACAUUAUGAUAAUUGCAGUUAUGUUACGGAAGCAGAACAGAAAAUCUUCAACAUCAACGUUCUUCAUUGCUCUAGCAGUUUCUGAUAUGUCUCUUGCAUUGUCAGUCUCGUUCGAGAGAUGGUUGCAUUGGAUAAAUAAUAUAAGCUUGUACGGCAUACACUCUUACAUAACGACCACAAAAACUAUCUUAACCUAUUCGAACAUUCAGUUUUCGUCGUGGAUGCUUGUUUGCAUAACUGUUGAAAGGGUACUAAGUAUCGCCAUGCCGUUUAAAAUCAAGGAAAUUUGUACAAAAGCACGCGCUGGUGUUAUUAUAUUUAUUGUCUGUGCUGUUAUUUUAUGUCUGAAUACGAUCGAGUUUACGGUAAUAGUUGGCGUUCGAUUCAAUGAAGAUAUUGGUAUCAUAUGGAUAAAAAAGGUAGAUGAUGGUGACAAGAUUAUUGCCUGGAUGGACUUUGUAAACUCUUUUUUUAUUCCAAUCAUCUUCAUCGUAAUUGGCUCAGUUUAUAUCAUCGUUAAUCUACUUCGCGUUAAUGUAAACAAGCAAGUUACCAACAAAAAUCGUAACAGGUCAGUUACCAUGACCUUGCUGGGAGCAAACAUCGUCUUUGUCUUAACUAUGUCUCCAUUUGUACUCUUUCAUCUUAUCGUUCCUAGUACAGAGGGAAUGAACAUUUCAAUAUAUCUGUUUUGGACUAUGGCAGAAAUUUUCAUGUUUCUCUCGGAUAUGAAUUGUGCUCUUAAUUUCUUUGUAUAUGUGCUAAGUGGGGCUAAAUUUAGAUCAGAUGUGAUGCUGUUACUCGGACUUAAAGAAUCAAAUUGA